Molecule: messenger RNA, 1029 nt
Organism: Aspergillus puulaauensis
Lineage: Eukaryota; Fungi; Ascomycota; Eurotiomycetes; Eurotiales; Aspergillaceae
Product: NUDIX hydrolase
Exons: 5
Coding region: 1-1029 (342 amino acids)
Biological process (GO): coenzyme A catabolic process
Molecular function (GO): coenzyme A diphosphatase activity; acetyl-CoA hydrolase activity
Source: RefSeq, a predicted model, not a curated record
AUGCGAAGAGCGCCCUUCCUCCGCGCCCUUCGCAUCUCGUUCUCACCCCGCCAUUCCAGCCCCAGAUCGUAUCCCGUACUACUGAGUGAUCUCCACAUCCGGCGUCAUCAAUCCAUUGCAAGCUCACCCAGUCUGCAUCCAGGUAGACCUAGUUCAACGGCAGACAUGCCGCGCCUGAAUCCUAUUUCGCAAGCCGCCAUCGACCGGCUACGGUCCUUUAAACCCCCAGUCACAAGUUAUGAUCUCGUGCCGGUCUCGCGCCGGGCAGCGGUCCUACUCCUGCUUUAUGCCGACGCAAGGGGAGACUUGCGCGUUGUGCUGACCAUUCGCGCCAGCACGUUGAGUUCAUAUGCAGGACAAGCUGCUUUACCUGGUGGAAAAUCCGACUCCGAAUCAGAAACACCCCUCCAAACCGCCCGCCGCGAAGCACACGAAGAAAUCGGCCUUCCAGGGCUGGACUACCCCCUCCCACCCCCUUUCACGGUCGAGCACCUGUGCGAGAUUCCAUGCUCACUGGCGCGCACCGAGCUCGUCGUGCGGCCGUGCGUCGCGCUGCUACACACCUUUGACGAGGCGAGCGGGCGUGACGCGGAUCCUGAAACAGAGCUUAUCCCGCGCUUGGAUGCCAGAGAGGUAGCAGCGGUGUUUACGGCGCCGUUUCGGGAUUUUUUGUUCCAGCUGGGGACCGGGAGUGAGGGGGAUCAGGAGUGGUACCAUGGGGUCUGGACGGAAUGGUGGGGGACGCAAUGGCGGAUGCACCAAUUCUUCGUCCCCAUCGACCCAACGAGAGUCAUAAAACCCCGGGCUCACGACCACGCGCAGUCAGAAGCCGUGCACAAGCUCAAGGAGCAAGAAUCCUCCGGCGAAGUCACGCGGUAUCGAGUCUUCGGCAUGACAGCGCGGAUCCUGGUCGAUGUUGCGCGCAUCGCGUAUAACCACGAGCCGGACUUUGAGCAUAAUCGCCAUACCGCCGAUGAGGACUUGAUUGAGCGGUUGAGGGGGAGGGGGAGGCUGGGACCUAAGAUUUGA